CAAUCUUUACUUGUUCUUAUUGUUUAUUGGCUUCGGCUUCUUUGCUUAGGUCACGGGUUUCCUCGGGUUCUCCUCUCUGCCUCUUAUUCUCUGCGUCCUCAGCCGAUAUAUAUAUACCUCUCUCCCCUUCUCUGCGUCCUCUCUUACUCUUUCUCACAGAGUCCAGCUUCUUAAAAGAGUAAGUAACAGAGGGAUAAAGGAAGGCCUUUUGUUUCUUCCCUUUCUUCUACUUCUCGGGCUAAGUUCCUGUUGCUGAUUUCUCUGGUUUUUCUGAUAAAACCCAUAUAUUUCUUUUCACUUGGGAUUGCUCUGUACCUCUUGUUUUAUUUGGCUCAGUCGAAUAGAAGAAGAGUACUUGCUCCGACUCUGAGGUUUCUUUCUUGUUUCUUGUUUUGUUUUUUCGGUCCAAGGCAUCCGUCUUUCUCUAAUCGAAGAUGGGGUUUCCCGAGAAACCACAAGUAGAUGGAGAAUCAGAAGGAAAGAAAUGGGUCAUCGCUGGAAUUUCGUUACGAAGUCCUUUGAGAUCAAUAAGUACGAACCCGAAGGAGGAUGGCGAUAACGACGAUGAGGAAUGUUCGACUACUCCCACGGCCUCAGAAGCGAGGAUACCAGAGAGGUUGCCGUGCCCGCCGGCUCCAAGGAAGCGUAGGCCUUCUUCAAAGUGUCAUAUUAACGGCGUUAGGGAGUUCUUCACUCCUCCAGACCUAGAAACUGUAUUUAUACGCCUUGCCCAGAGAGCCAAGUGAGUCUCGUUGGAUGGAGAAGAGAAGUUCGACCGACCUUAUUGCUGUUCUUUUUUUCUUUUUGUUUUUCUUUCUCUCUAUCUCCUCUCUGUUCUUUGUGAUAGAGAGGAGAGCUGAUGUACAAAAGCUAUAACAUAUGAAAUGGCUUUAGUUUUGGCUCAUGAGUUUCUAAGGCAGACUGUAUAUCUGAGUUCCCUAGGACCAAUAGGCCAAACAUAGUGUAAAGCUGCAGACUCUAUGGAGUAGCACCAUUAGCAAAACUAAGUUUGAUUGUGUAUGAUACAACGGAGUUUUGUAGCA
Messenger RNA from Nelumbo nucifera (sacred lotus), 1043 nucleotides. RefSeq names its product cyclin-dependent protein kinase inhibitor SMR6. Gene Ontology annotation, biological process: regulation of DNA endoreduplication. Lineage: Eukaryota; Viridiplantae; Streptophyta; Magnoliopsida; Proteales; Nelumbonaceae. The record is from RefSeq and is a predicted model, not a curated record.